CCAUUUUCUCUCUCUACAAAGUGUACAGUUUUCAUGAUUUCAUCUACAAAACAACAGACGGAGAGAGAUACGCGCAGAGAGAGAGAGAGACAACGGGCGGAAAUGACGGAGCCGAAAGACCCGGCGAUCAAGCUCUUCGGGAAGACGAUUCCUUUGCCUGAGAUCCCUCCUUUUGCUGUUGACGAAGCAAUCAAUCGGGACAAUCAGGACCGUUCGUCUUGUUCAAAUUCAUCCACAGAGAAGGAUAAGAACAUAGAUGGCGAGGAGGGAGAUUUUUCUGAUAAGGAUGCAAUUGAAGAAAAACCAAGUGACACUCAGCCGGAAGAUGAAGCCUCAUCUGUGGCUUCGGAUGAACCCAGAAAUCCAGACACAACGUCAGGGACGAAUGAGAGACCUAAAACAUCCCCUGCUGAGAACGAAAGUGCCACAUCAAAAACUUCAAAGAGAGAGGAAGAACAAAGUGAGACAAGUACUUCGCAAGAGAAGCCGACCCUUAAGAAACCAGACACGAUUCUUCCAUGUCCUCGCUGUAAAAGCAUGGAUACCAAGUUCUGUUACUACAAUAAUUACAAUGUCAACCAACCCAGGCAUUUCUGCAAGAACUGCCAGAGAUACUGGACUGCUGGUGGAACCAUGAGGAAUAUGCCCGUCGGUGCAGGUCGCCGCAAGAACAAGAACUCAGUUUCUCACUUCCGUCAGAUAGCUGUUUCCGAAGCUCUCCAGAAUGCACGAACAGAUGUAACAAAUGGUGCUCAUCUUUCACUGAAAAGUAAUGGUACUGUCCUUGCUUUUGGUUCAGAUACACCUUUGUGUGAAUCUAUGGAUUCUGUCUUGAAGAUUGCGGAUAAAUCAAUGCAGCACUGCGUGCAAAAUGGUUUUCAUAAACCCAACGAGUUAAGUAUACCAAUUUCUUAUGGAGGUAGAGAAAAUGGAGACAGUUUUUCUAACGGUUCUUCAGUAAUCGAUUCAAAUUCAAAGAAUGAGGCAGGUCACACUAGGUCACAAGAGCAGGCACUACAAAAUUGUCAGGCAUUCCCGCUGCAAAUACCAUGCUUUCCUGGUGCUCCAUGGCCAUAUCCAUGGAAUUCAGCUCAGUGGAGUCCUCCAAUGCCCCCUCCAGCUUUCUGCCCUCCAGGGUUUCCUAUGCCAUUCUACCCUGCAACACCUUAUUGGGGUUGUAUGGUACCAGGUCCUUGGAGCUUCCCAUGGCUUCAUCAGCCCUCUUCUCCAAAGCAAACUGUAUCCAACUCUGGGCCUAACUCUCCAACUUUGGGGAAACAUUUGAGGGAUGAGAAUACAUUUAAAGCAAGCAACAGUAGUGAGGAAGAAACUUCAAAAGACAACAACUCAGAAAGAUGCCUUUGGGUCCCAAAAACCUUGAGGAUUGAUGAUCCUGGAGAAGCUGCAAAGAGCUCUAUAUGGAUGACACUGGGGAUUAAGAAUGAUAAGGCUGAUUUACUUGGCGGAGGAGGACUGUUUAAGUCUUUCCAGUCAAAAGGCGAUGAAAAGAGCGAUACAACUGAAUCCUCUCCCAUUUUGCAUGCCAACCCAGCUGCAUUGUCUAGGUCACAAAACUUCCGUGAGACCUCGUAAUUGGAUAGAGGUAAGUGCUUCCUUCUGGUGCAAAGAGAUUUGUGUUAUCAGCUGGUACAUUCACAUCCUCACUCAUUUUCAACACUAAAAGGCCAUGUUCAUGCGGGAGGAGGAUCUCUGAUUAAAUUCUCUGAGGUAGAAAUUUUCAAAUCCUAUUUAUAGCAGAAUUAGCCACUGAUUUUUCCCCUUAUAUCUCGAUCGAAUCAAAUGCCUGUAACCAAGAAGUACUUUUCUUCCAUUUUUUUUGGGUCCUUUUUUCUUUUCUAGUUACAUGGCUUGUUUAGGACAUGUACAUACUUAUAUUCUGAGAGUGAGAGCUAGGACUGUAUGUAACUUAUAUCCCUGUUGUACUAAAAUAUAUUUUGGGGAAUAACAGUCAAUAUAGAAUGGAUGUUAAGUUAAUGGUUUCAAAUA
Messenger RNA from Tripterygium wilfordii, 2007 nucleotides. Its product is annotated as cyclic dof factor 2-like. Gene Ontology annotation, molecular function: DNA binding; DNA-binding transcription factor activity. The transcript is spliced from 2 exons. NCBI's taxonomy places the organism in Eukaryota, Viridiplantae, Streptophyta, Magnoliopsida, Celastrales, Celastraceae. Gene Ontology annotation, biological process: regulation of DNA-templated transcription. Bases 34 to 1593 code for a protein of 519 amino acids. The record is from RefSeq and is a predicted model, not a curated record.